CGAUGUGCUGCUUUGGUACCGUUCGGUUGCAGAUUCUCGUCGUCGCUCGCUGUCGGAUGCGCUUAGUGCUGUGCUUUUGUGAUAGUGUGCGUAGUUUUCCUCCCUCGCCCAGUAAUUGUUGAAUGGGCUAAGCAGAAAGGGAGGCGGCCGGCCGUAGUUGCGCUGAUCUCACUUCUACAGCACCCCACUCGUGCGGCGUGAUAUAUGAGGGUGUGUGUAUGUUCGAAGUGUGCGUAAGUUUGUGCAACCAAAAUGUGUGUAAAGAAUGAAACAGUAAAGUUUGAGUCAAAAUAAGAAAAAGAAAUACGCUCAAGGGGUGGUAAAAAACUCAAUAAAUUUCGAUAUCGUUCUUUCAAUGGUCCCGUCGCAUUGAUGGGUUGAUAAGGUGGAUUGGCGACCUAACCCGUGCUCCAUAAAAAUCGCGAGAGAAAAAUUGGCGAAAAAAUCAUUUAAGAUGACGGUGUGGAAAAGUGUUGGCGAUUCGAAAUUGCUUGCUAUCGCUAAGGCGAACUACUAUGAGUCCGAUAAAGUUCACAGAUUGGAGCUGGACGUGGGUGACACGGUGGUCAUUCUACAGGAAGCUGCCAGUUGGUACUACGGAUAUAAUAAAAGCUUUCCACACAUCCGUGGUAUUUUCCCCAAGUGUUACGUCCAUACCGUUGAUGCCCGUUCUGUUAAAGGUGGAUCCAGUAGCAACGAGCAGCUGGUGAUUAUACGAAGUGAGAUUGUGGAAGAGAUCACAACCGUUCUGAAAGAGUGGCAGCACCUGUAUCGGCGCUUUUACCUGCAAAGUCAUCCUGAUUUCAAAGCGAUUCGGCUGAAAAUGCUGGAACUGAUACGGCUAAGGUCUCAGUUAUUGUCCGGUAAUUUGCCGGUCGACGAGAUGAAGGACAUUAAGCUGAAGGCUACUUCGGAGAUCGACACGGGGAAUAAGAUUUUACGGCUGGACAUGGUAGUCCGGGACGAUAGUGGCAAUAUACUGAACAUUGAGCGAACGUCGACGACUCAGUUGUACGAACAUCAUCUGAAUGCGGUCGAUCGGAUCAAGCGGGCGAGUACUUCAACUAACAAAAAUCGUAUAGUAGAAUCGAUGAAUCGACACUCGCACAACUUGUUGCUCUCCGUGCACAAUUUUGUGUGUCGUUUAUGUGAGGAUACAGAGAUCCUUUUUACUUUGUACGAUGGUGACGACAUGAAGGCAAUCACAGAGAAUUAUGUGGUCAAGUGGAGUCGCCAGGGCGUGGCGGCCGAUUUGGAUCAGUUCAAUAACAUCAAAGUGUUGUUCACCGAUUUGAGCGGAAAUGAUCUGAGUCGAAACCGUAUCUUCCUGGUUGCCUAUGUUGUACGCGUUGGCGCAAUGGAUGGAAAGGACACUGAUUCGAGGCGAAGCAGUAUGGCCAAUUCGGUUGGUAAUUCCAGUGGUGGCAAGGCUAAGGGGCAAUUGGUGAACCAGAUAAGUGUCCCCGGUAGUCCUGGGAUGGGCGGAUCUGUGGCGGUGACUGGCAGCGCAGCACAUGAGCAGCAGAUGAGAAGGCCGUUUGGUGUGGCUACAUUGGAUUUGAAACCGAUAAUCAAACGAUCGGAAGAUUUCAAAAGUGAUACUCAGUUGAAGAUGCCGUUCAUCGCGUGCGAGAAGGAAUCGCUAGAGAGCACAUUGCGGAAACUGAUCACUAACAAGGAUUUGGGCGAUAAAAGUGACUCUGCAAUCUGGAUCAGUGUAGAUAUUCUUCACGGUGAUAUAAAACAGGUGAAGGAGGAGUAUCCGCAUUUGGUUUUAGGUAAUGUGGCAUUUGCCCGCAAGAUGGGUUUUCCGGAAGUGAUCUUUCCAGGAGAUGUACGUAAUGACCUUUAUCUUACGCUAGUCGGUGGUGAAUUCUCUAAAGGUUCGAAAAGUAGUGAUAAAAACAUUGAAGUUACGGCUGUUGUUUGUAACAGAGAAGGGAUAGCUAUUCCCGGGGUGAUCUGCUACGGAGGAGGCAGUAGCGUUCUGAACGAAUACAAAUCGGUGAUCUAUUACCAUGAUGACAAACCCAAGUGGAAUGAAACGUUCAAAAUUGAUGUGCCAAUCGAAGAGUUUAAGCAGUGCCAUCUGAGAUUUACAUUUAAGCACCGAAGUUCCAAUGAGGUCAAGGACCGCACCGAGAAACCGUUUGGUUUGUCCUAUGUGAAACUGAUGAAUGAUGAUGGAACGACAUUGCAGCAUAAAAGGCACCAUUUGCUGGUGUACAAGAUUGAUCAUAAGAGGUUCGAUCAUGACACUCAGUAUAAUUAUUUGCAGCUACCAACAUUGGCGGAUGAGUUAGCAAAUAUCAGUGGCGGGAAACCAUCGGUUAGCGGCUUUAGUCUUGCAUCUAAAGAUUGCUUCACAAUCGAAACUAAUCUUUGUAGCACUAAGCUGACACAAAAUGUAGACAUUCUGGGCCUGUUGAAUUGGUCUUCGCGCAAAGAAAAAAUGGAAGAAUCAUUAAACGCCCUAAUGAAUGUGAAGGGUGAGGAGGUGGUAAAAUUUUUACAGGACAUUCUAGAUGCACUGUUCAACAUUCUGGUACUGAACGAUGAUCCGCCAAAAUACGACAAUCUGGUGUUUCGGUGUCUUUUACGAUUGAUAGAAAUUGUGUAUGACCUCAAAUAUCAACACUUUCAGUCGGUGCUGGAUCUGUACAUAAAUGAGAGUUUCUCGGCUACAUUGGCAUAUGAAAAACUUAUCAACGUGGUACAAACGCAUAUAAAAAAUGCGAUCAACAACGUCAGUAGUGACCGGUCCAGCUCUGUCAGUAUUUACACUGUAAACGAGAACGACGAAACACUGUUCCGAACCACAAAAUAUCUGCAGUAUAUUAUGAAAUUCAUAAUUCGAUCGCGAAUUUUGUUUUCCGACUUAAAUCAGGGCAAGGAUCGUGAGCUGUUUGAAACGAUGCUGGAAGAUUUACUGGAAUCAUUCACCGAGUUGAUCAAGUAUCAGAACGAUCUCUUGAAAUCGCAAGGAGCAUUGCUAAAAUAUCUGCACAUAAUCGCUUCUGACCUGAUGCAAGUUUACGAUCCUAUAAAACUGAGCAAACGGAUAGUGGACAUUAUCUCUAAUGUCCCCACUGGCCGAUUGAACCAAUCCAAGAUGACAUGUAUCAAAGAUGUGGUAGAUUCCAAACUGUUUAAAUUGCCCCAGUGUAGGGCCAUUCUGCUGCCAAUGUUUUGCCGGCAGAUCAAGGAUAAACUGGAGAGCAAAGAAGAGGGUGACUUUAUGUUCGACAUCCGGCAGCAGGAGAAAAAUCUGAUCAAGGCGGCCAAGGUGCUUGGGGAGAGCAAAUCACAGCUGCACACGCGUGAAACCACUGCCAAGACGAAGGUUGCUGAAUGUGUUAACAUCAUGAACAAUAUGCUGGAGUUGUUGUUUCACAGCGAAGAGGAUAUUGGUUCAACCGAAAAUGAUAUCCGCGAGAUUAUGCAGAUUUUGCUACGCACGGUAAUACAGAGCUCGAUUGCAAUGGACCGUGAUAAUCCGCUGGUCGGUAAUCUGGUCGCGAUUAUGCUCGGUAUCUUCCGUAGUAUGUCGGAGAGCCACUAUCAGGCGUACGUAAGAAGCUUCCUUACGAGCUACGAUCUGUUAGACUUCCUGAUGGAGAUUUUGUUGGUUUUCAAGGAAUUGGUUUCAAAGCCGGUAUUUCCAGUGGAUUGGCUAGAUAUGAUCAUGCACCAGAAUACUGUGAUAUUGGAGAGUCUGAGGCACUUUGCCGGAAUUAUAAUGGAAUGGUUCUUCUCACCAUUCGAGAAGCAAGUCUGGUCGAACUAUUUCCAGUGCUCGAUUACCUUUCUUACUCAGCCUGCGUUGCAGCUUAAUUUAUUCAGCAGAACAAAACAAUCGAUGAUUUUGAGUAACUAUCGAGAUAUUCGUAGGGAGACAGCGUUCGAAAUAAGAAAAAUGUGGUUCAAUUUGGGAGAGCACAAGAUUAUUUUUGUACCCCAGUUGGUUGGUCCGAUCCUGGAGAUGAGCAUGAUUCCGGAGCUAGAGUUGCGAAAAGCUUCUAUUCCAAUAUUUUUUGACAUGAUGCAGUGUGAGUACUAUAGUUCAAAGUACGUGAUAGAGAGCUAUGGGGAUACGAAACGCAACACAAGUCAUAUAAAAGGAAAUUUCAACGACUUUGAAAAGGAAAUUAUUGAAAAGCUUGAUCAUUACAUUGAGGGUGGUUACGGAGAUGAAGAGUUUAAGAAUCUGUUUUAUGAAAUCAUGUACGAGUCAUGCAGCAAUCACAACACUCUCAAAUUGCCUGGAAUACAAUGUGUCAACGUGCUAACUCGUUUAAUGGAAAAGCUACUGGAAUAUCGCUGUCUUAUUCACGACGAAAGUAAGGAAAACCGGAUGGCGUGCACGGUUAGUUUGCUCCAGUUUUAUUCGGAGGUUAAUCGUAAGGAAAUGUACAUUCGAUACGUUAACAAACUGUGUGACCUUCACAUGGAGUUCGAUAACUUUACAGAAGCUGCUUAUACACUUAAGCUGCACAGUAACGAGUUAUACUGGGACGAUUCUCCACUGUCUGCCCUACUAAAAUCUAGCCGACAUUUAUCCUGUAGUACGCAUUGGACACUGAAGGAGAAACUCUAUCGGGAUAUUAUCGAUUUAUUUGAUCGUGGAAAAAUGUGGGAGUCAGCUAUUGAUAUGUGCAAAGAGCUGUCUCAGCAGUACGAGAAUGAAAUAUACGAUUAUUUGAGUCUUGCUGAACUAUACAAGAAGAUGUCGCAGUUUUACGAAAAGAUUCUACGCGAGAAGCGUUAUGAAUCCAACUACUACCGGGUGGCUUUCUACGGAUUUGGGUUUCCGCAGUUUUUACGCAAUCAGGAGUUCGUGUAUCGUGGCAACGAAUAUGAAGACGCUGGGUCGUUUAAUACGCGCAUUCUCAGUCAGCAUCCGCGAGCGGAACUGGUUCCGACCUUGAACCCUGGCCAGGAGAUUCGUCAGAGCGAAGGUCAGUUCAUUCAGAUUGUUAAGGUGGAUCCUGUCAGCCGUGAUAUUCGACUAGGAAGAGAUAAGAAAAAUAUUGCGUCCAAUAUUGUAAGGUUCUAUCAGUCGAACAAUGUGUGCGAAUUUCAGUUCUCCCGUCCAAUCCGGGAUUCGUGUGGGAUUGGCGAUGAUAUUGCUAACACUUCGUACGAGCGAACAAUACUGAGAACGACGGAUGCUCUGCCAGGGAUUUUAAGGUGGUUUCCGGUGAAAUCUUCUGAAACAGUGAUGUUGAAGAUUUCUCCUAUCGAGAUGGCCAUCGAGACAGUGGAAGCGAAAAAUCGAUGUAUUCGAGAGCUGGUGAUUGAGCAUCAAGCUGAUCCGAACAUUCCCAUCCACUCACUCAGUGCGAUCAUCAACGGUGUCGUGGAUGCAGCAGUUAACGGGGGUAUUCCGAUAUACGAAGAGGCAUUCCUUACACCGGAAUAUCUGAUAAGAUAUCCGGAUGAUGAUCAUCUGGUAGCACGAUUGAAAGAUUUGAUCGCCUCGCAGAUUCCUUUGCUCGAGGUGGCUAUUCUGGUGCACAAAAUGAAAACUCCAGCUAGCUUACUACCAUUCCACGAUCGUUUGGAAAAGUGUUUCGCCAGUAUUCAGACCAGCGUGGAGGAGAAGUAUGGUAAGCGACAAACGGAUAUUAAGAUUGAUCGUGAUAGCGAAGUGACGCUGAGGAGGCAGAUAUCGGCUCUGCCACAGGUUAGCAUCGAUUCUAGUCGGCUGUCGGAAACUAGUAUUGGAUCGUCGGAUAGUGGAAUUUCCAAAAGCCAAAACAGCCGUCCAACUACUACCAGUUCAGGCGGAUUCAAAUCGACGUUGACUAAUUUUGCUACGAACUUCAAUACUGUCAACCUAGGGAGCGACUUUUUCGAGUUCGAUCGGUUGAGCCUAUCCAGCGUCAAGCUAGGAACCAACUCCAGCAAGCUGAUAUCCAACAUCUCGACCAAGCUUGGCAGCAAACUUCGACAAACAUCUCUUGGAAGUUCUCCCGGUUCGAAGAGCAAGAAGGAUAAGACGUUGACGAAGCGAAGAUCAAGCCGAAAGGUGGAUCGCGACUCGUUGACUCUGCCUGUUUCGAACAGUUUGUUCUACACGUCACCCAUCACGUCAACGAGUGAGGUGGGAAGUAGUUGUAGUGAUCGAGAUAGUGCCAUUUUGCACAGUGGACCGGCCAGUGUUAGUACACCGAUCUGCUCAACGCCAACUGGGAGUAUAAGUGGCGCUAGUUCCUUACCAGUGGUGGAGUUAACUGAGGAGCUUCACUCUAAACGUCCACUUCGUUCGGAAGUAGAGAAAGAGAAGCGUCUUUCGCGACCGCCGAGUGUUGUAACGCCUACACUCAGCAUCAAAACGAUUACCGGUGGUAGUGUGGAUACUACUUCGCUUGGUUCUGCCGACAGUAGCAGCAAUCGCAAUUCGAUAAUAACCAAUGGAUCAACUACUUCAGAGGAAGAUCUUGUGCCACCACCACUGCCAAUGAAAACCCGUGACAGUGAUUACAGUAACAUUCCGUUAAAUGACAGCGCUCUCCACAGACGGCUAACAGGUGUCGGUAGUCAUUACGUUAGCUGUAAACCACUACCAGCUGUUCCGAAUGCCGGCGAAACUACCACCGUAAUUAUCAAUUCAUGCUACGAUAUGGUUGAAACACGGAACAACAAUGUGAUCGUAAUCGGAGCUUAUGAUGAGCGGAAAAGACCUCCGACUCCUCCGCCGAAACCAGCGAGAAAUUCCAAGACAUGAAAACAAAAUGGCACCCAAGAAAACUGAUAAUCAAAAUUGGUCAGUACAAAAAUAGACCCCAUUUGAAAAUUACGGGGUGCGGUAGUGAGAAUACGAUCGAUAGUUCCGGAGUCUAGGAUGCACGUAGAUAAAGCAUUUUAUACUGACGUGUAGUUAGAGUAAUUUUAAGUAUUGUCGUGUGAAACAAAGACUUUCUUAUUGUUAAAUCGUGGGAAAUCUGCUCCAUGCUAGGUCGACCAUUGCAAUUAUUGAGCAAAAAAAAACAUUGCAAAGCCAUUCAUUUAAUUUACGUUACGCAACUUCUAGCAGCAGGCAAAGCCACUGUAUUCAUAUCCAAUCGAUUUAUUGACGACAGUUAAUUAGAAUAAGGCGAAUUUCGAUCCAAAUUUUUCUGGAGGAUUUUCUACCUCCCUCGCAAUUCACAAAGAACCAAAGACGAUAAGACAAACACAGCUGUACAUUGAUUACCAUUAUUUUUGUCACGCGAAUAAGUUUAGGAAGAAUGUAGGUAGAAAAUAACAACGUGCGAGAGCAUCAGAACAAUAAAAACUGCAACAUGAGCUUGCGGGAACCAGUUUUCCUAUCUUUGGUAGGUUAUCGUGAUGCUAGGUUUGAAAUAGUAACAUUAUUUAUAGACAUUUUCUAUAGGAUUAGUUUUGUCACAUACACAGACAAAUUUUUACUUCCAUGCACAUACUUACGGUAGAUACGACCAAUAAAUAGACAAUUUAAACUAA
Molecule: messenger RNA, 7467 nt
Organism: Wyeomyia smithii (pitcher-plant mosquito)
Lineage: Eukaryota; Metazoa; Arthropoda; Insecta; Diptera; Culicidae
Gene: mbc
Product: dedicator of cytokinesis protein 1
Exons: 13
Coding region: 455-6730 (2091 amino acids)
Biological process (GO): small GTPase-mediated signal transduction; cell migration
Cellular component (GO): plasma membrane; cytoplasm
Molecular function (GO): small GTPase binding; guanyl-nucleotide exchange factor activity
Source: RefSeq, a predicted model, not a curated record